AUGCCGGAUUUAGUCCCACUGUUCCCAUUGGUAGCGAGGAUUUAUAUUCCCACCACAUCCACUAGUCGACGGGGUCAAGCAGCUACACUGUACAGUAACGCGAUCUUGUCCCGGACACUCGAUUUGACUCUGGAUAACAGACUGACCAUCCAUAUGCAAGUUGGUGGGGUGCUACGCAUUUACGACAACUGCUUCUCUAAGCCGGUAAGUGCAAUUCAGUUUUUCGCCGCACAUUCGGCUCCAUCCUACAAUCCUUCGAUCCGCCAGCUUUACAUAUCCAAAACCACUAGUUCCGAGGAGGUAAUCAAACUUGUUAUGACAAUCGUUGGAUCUGCAGAUGACCCACAAGCCUAUUGCCUGGUGGAGGAGGAAGCAAAUGAUAAGGCGCCCGGUCGUAUCAUUCGAGACCACGAGUACCCUUUGCUGAUUUCACGAACCAGUGGAAUAAACGGCGUACUUAUUCUACGGCGAAGAGAAGAGGUUGUGAAGGCUGGAAAAGAUAAAAAGAAGCCAUGGCCAAAGGAAAAUGAUGAAGAAGGCAACAAUCCACUUAAUGUUAUUCCCCGACUGUUCAGAAGCUUCCGCCGUAGUAAAACGUUAGAUCUACCCAGAACGAGCACCACCACACCCACCCAGCUCCCUCAAAGCUCACUUCGACAAUCAUCACCGUCCCCUGCCCACUUACCACUGUCAAAAAGUCCUCACCGUGUGCACUACGAUUUGGGAGUGAAGGAAUCCACAGGAGAAAAAGAUCGGAAUUGGGUGAACCCAUAUUAUCGACCACUAGACAGACACGUAUUCAGUGGAUCAACACCUACCGGAUUAGGAGCUGCACCUCAGGAUAUGCAUCACAGCAGCUCCAACUGGUCUUUAGCUCCGUCUGGAGUUUUCAACACAUCAAUACCCGGAAGACAAUUCCCAACCCCUCCGCUACAAACUUACCGUAUUUCAUCCACAACGCGUGAUUUAAAAUCACGCCAGACAACGUUGCCAUGGGCCUACAAGUACCAAGACGACGAGUCGGGCACUUUGAACCCUACCGAAUCAACCAUAAACAACCAGCCGGUUAGCCAAGAAAACAUUGACUGUGCCACACUGAAUAGAACUAACAGGCAACCUCCUUCAGCUCACCUCGUCGAGUCCUGCAGUGAAGUUUCAAUCCGACAGGCAGCGAACCUACAGGGACGAGAUCCAAAUAUGUCCCCAUCGACGUUCCAGAUUCCUAAGCAGUCACAAGUGUGUGCCAGCUCAACGCCUUCAGAGCAAUGUAUGAGUGAGCUAGAGAAAGUCUGGGCAAGAAAACACAUACUUCGAUACAAAACAAUCGGAAAUCCUCUGUUAUUCAAUGAAAGUUUAUCGAACGACGUGCGACAUCAUUCGCAGCAUCCUACUCUACAACCGAUUCAGAACAACCACUCCCCCGUAAGCACAUCAACAAGAAAUCAAUCUUCAGGACUCAGUUCUGCAAAGCUUUUGUUUGCACCACAGACCAGGAAUAAGCGAAGUUCUCCCAUUACAAUGAUAGACAUGUCCCGAGGGAAAACAACCAAGCAAAAUGCAAUUUCAAAACCUUUGGCAAGGCCGGCGCAAACAGGCUCAGAUACGAUCCCCGACCAGCUCCGCAACGCGGAGCAACUCGAACAGGACAGACCUGUGGGUACACCAACGAAGGCAACACAACCUGUUAGACCAAAUUUAUACUCACCACAUACCUUUCAAGGCGUGUCAUAUUUACUGCAGGUUAGCUUUAAAUUCGAAUCCUUACGAUCAUUAAUCCAAACAAUCGAAAUUGUCACGGAGAAGCAAAUUCUCACUCCAAGAGCUUGUCCUUCACGAACCGGAACCCUGAGAAAAAUGACACCGCCCGUAACUACGGUAACGCAACAGCCCACUGCGGACAUGGAGGCACCAACGCCAAAUGUACCCUGUCGAAAAGGGGAAAACGGAAUUCAUCAUUUCCCGAGAUCCGUUGGUGGGGCUAAAAACAUCAAGUCGACGUCGCCAUCCAGACUGACAAACCAAGAAGACGACCCAACGUACACCACAUCUGAAAAUGAGUAUCAUCGAUCUUUGGACGUGACUGCUGUUACGUCAGAGAAUAAGUUUACCCUGACCGCAAAACUGCCGACAAUGGGCCAAUCACUAAACGCUACGCAUUUAAAGAUCGCGCUACCAACAACUAUAGACAUACACGACGAACCUGCUCAAACUGUACCUACAUUGUCCUCAGCAAUGAAGCCAACAAUAAGAGCAGUCACCAAUCAAAAAGUAGCUAUGGGAGUCCCGGAUCCCAAGGAAGAGGACAAUCAAUCAAACUUGAUGGAAGACAAAGGUAGAACAAAUAGAAAUGAACGUGAAUUUCCCAAUCUGGCAGCUCCAUUUCCGUCAUUGUUUGAUGUGUUACAUCAUUGUAAAGUAACUCGCGUUGUUCUCGACCCUAACAUUCCAAGCACUCACAAACAAUUAGGCCUCAGUCUUUUUCUGACGAAAUUCCCCAUGGAUGAUAUACAACGUGCAAACAACCUUCAACAACUCAAGAACAACGAAAUAGAACACUACUCCAACUCGUUUGUGAACUCUGGUCAGAAUUUAAGCCUCGCUGGUGGUCCCAAGGGUCCAAAGCCAGCCAUUUACCCCCGGGAGGGUGGUGUCUUCAAACCACUUGAUUAUAAACCCAAUGAAGAAGGUCCCGAAGUUGUCACCAUAGCCGAUCUCGUGCCCAACACCCCAGCAAGCAUUGAAGGUGGUCUAUCGGUGGGCAUGAUUCUGCUGGAAAUCAACGGGGAACCGUUAUCAAAACCCACACUGUCAACAGACCCACAGGUUAAUGCCAAAAGCCCACUUGAACUGGCUGAGUACCAUUUGCAGACUGCUUAUCGAACGGCCAAGCGAGGACGAGCACCAAUGGUACGAAUCACCGCUGCUCGCUACCAUAACAAGUUUGGGGUCGAAAACAAAGCGAGAAGAUGGGAGCGCAGUGCAGGAGGGUUCCGCAACAGUUCACCAUGUUCAAUGACUACACAAGGGGAAAAUGAUUCGGAGAAGAAACUCCCCAAUUCGAUCUUGACCAGUUAUCUUAAUGGAACCACGUCCUACAGAAAAACGGGAGUAAGUUUUUCGCUGCUGGAGGAUUAUUUUUUGUUCAAUCAAUCGAUGACCACAGCAGUCACCAGGCCCUAG
Messenger RNA from Opisthorchis viverrini, 3180 nucleotides. RefSeq lists its product as hypothetical. NCBI's taxonomy places the organism in Eukaryota, Metazoa, Platyhelminthes, Trematoda, Opisthorchiida, Opisthorchiidae. The transcript is spliced from 10 exons. Bases 1 to 3180 code for a protein of 1059 amino acids. Gene Ontology annotation, biological process: signal transduction. Gene Ontology annotation, molecular function: protein binding. The record is from RefSeq and is a predicted model, not a curated record.